Messenger RNA from Aegilops tauschii subsp. strangulata, 1002 nucleotides. RefSeq lists its product as uncharacterized. Gene Ontology annotation, biological process: response to photooxidative stress; photosystem I assembly. Lineage: Eukaryota; Viridiplantae; Streptophyta; Magnoliopsida; Poales; Poaceae. The record is from RefSeq and is a predicted model, not a curated record. Gene Ontology annotation, cellular component: chloroplast thylakoid membrane.
AUGGCGACCCGCAGCCCCGUGUCGCAAGAAGAACCGGAGGAAAGGCAGAUCGGCAUCGACCCGUUCUCGCUGCGGCAGCUCUCCCGCCUCGACAUCGACAAGCCACUGCCCAUCCCCUCCGUCUCCGUUGACGACCGCCACCGGCCUGCAUACUCUCCCGCGCGGUCUGCCAGCGCCAGCAUGCCGUGCUCCGGCGCGGCAACCCCGCGCUUGUCGUCAGCGGCGACCGAGCCCACCAGGUGGGACGCGCACCUGGCAACCUCCUCGGUGGCGGACACCACAUGCCCCUCUAGGGCUGUUUCCAGAAGCAAGUCCUGCGCCGACGGGGAGAUGGAGCUGGCCGACAACGAGUUCGACGUCAUCCUCUCAUCCCCGGAGCGGAGGGCGAGCGCGCCGCAGCGAUGGGGAAGCGACGUGCCGCUCAUCGGGGACGCGCGCGGCAAGGACGGCCGGCGCAGGGGAAAGCACGGCACUGAAGGGGCGCCGUUCAGCUGCUGCCUCUACCUCCCAGGGCUCACCAGGAGGAACAAGCUGCCGCCGUCGGACACGGCAACCGCUGUGCGCUCGUCAUCGGGUUUGCCGUCGGCGACGUUCCGCGGCCCAGCCGGCGUCCAGCCUGAGUCAGAGUCGGACGAUCCAAGCGUGGCGCGGCAGAGCACCAUGUCGCUGGCAGUGUCGCUCGAGCGGUUCGAGUGCCGAUUCUCCAUGAGAUCCUCGGGGGGCUUGGCCCUCGACGACGAGGCCGCCUCGUCAUCGUAUUUCGACCUACCGCUGGAGCUCAUUCUAGGCUGCGAAGACGACGAUGAGACCGGCCUGCCCAUGCACGCCGCCUUCAUGUUCGACAGCGACGGCAUACGGAAGAGCGUGCUGAAGAAGGGUGUGCGGCGUGACGUGGCACGACCGUCGUCUGCGAAGGUGGCGACGGACGGGUCCGGCACUGACAGAAUCCCAGCCCGCCACCACGUGAGGUUCUCAGUGACGUCGGGGUCCGCAGAUUCAUAG